CCGGAGGCGAACAAGGGGGAGUUACGCUUUGGGGAUAAAACGAGGCGUGGAGAGCAGGCUGGGGCAUUUCUCCCAGAGAUGGCGGGUGUGACGGCAGCGGCGGCCCCACGGCCCGGACUCCUGCUGCUCCUGCUGUCGCUUCUGCACCCCUCGCAGCCUGGAGGGGUCCCGGGGGCUGUGCCUGGUGGGGUUCUGGGAGGAGUUCCCGGAGGAGUUCCUGGAGGGGUCUUUUAUCCAGGAGCUGGUCUCGGAGGCCUGGGAGGAGGAGCGCUGGGGCCUGGAGGCAAACCACCCAAGCCAGGUGCUGCGAUUCCAGGGGCCUUUGGGGCAGGCCCUGGAGGACUCGGGGGGGUUGGCCCCGGCGCAGGGCUUGGUGCCUUCCCGGGAGGUGCCUUCCCGGGAGCCCUGGUGCCUGGUGGAGCCGCAGGUGCUGCCGCAGCUUAUAAAGCUGCCAAGGCUGGUGCUGGGCUGGGUGGUGUCGGAGGACUUGGUGGCGUGGCUGGUGUUGGUGGCUUGGGAGUGUCCACAGGUGCCGUGGUGCCUCAGCCGGGGGCGGGAGUCGGAGUUGGAGUCGGAGCUGGAGCGAAACCGGGGAAAGUGCCGGGUGUGGGGCUCCCAGGUGUGUACCCAGGAGGAGUGCUUCCAGGCACAGGAGCUCGCUUUCCUGGAGUUGGAGUGCUCCCUGGCGUUCCCACUGGCGCAGGAGUGAAGCCCAAGGCCCCAGGUGCUGGAGGAGCUUUCGCCGGAAUCCCAGGGGUCGGGCCCUUUGGGGGCCAGCAGCCUGGAGUCCCUCUGGGGUACCCCAUCAAGGCCCCCAAGCUGCCCGGUGGCUACGGACUGCCCUACAGCACUGGGAAACUGCCCUACGGCUAUGGCCCCGGCGGAGUGGCAGGUGCAGGGGGCAAGGCCGGCUACCCGACAGGCACAGGAGUUGGCCCCCAGGCUGCAGCGGCAGCCAAAGCAGCUAAGUAUGGUGCUGCAGGAGCCGGAGUCAUCCCCGGUGUUGGCGUGGGCGGCGUUCCCGGUGCAGUUCCUGGGAUUGGAGGCAUUGCAGGGGCCGGAGCUCCCUCUGCUGCUGCUGCCGCUGCAGCCGCGAAGGCAGCCAAGUAUGGGGCUGCUGGAGGCUUAGUGCCUGGCGGACCAGGAGCUGUAGUCCCGGGUGCCGGGAUUCCAGGUGCUGGGAUCCCAGGUGUUGGGGUCCCAGGCAUUGCAGGUGUACCAGGGGCUGUGUCACCAGCUGCAGCAGCUAAAGCAGCCGCCAAGGCGGCCAAGUAUGUGGAGUUGGUGGAGUCCCUGGAGCUGGCAUUUCCCCAGCAGCCCAGGCAGCAGCUGCAGCCAAAGCUGCUAAGUACGGUGCUGCAGGAGCUGGAGCCCUGGGAGGGCUGGUGCCAGGCGCAGCAGGUGCAGUACCAGGGGUGCCGGGCGUCGGAGGCCUUCCAGGUGCUGGGACCCCGGCAGCUGCCGCCGCCGCCAAAGCAGCCGCCAAAGCUGCUCAGUUUGGGUUAGGCCCUGGUGUCGGCGGGGUUCCCGGAGUCGGCGGGGUUCCCGGUGUCGGCCCUGGGAUCGGCGGAGUUCCUGGCGUUGUCCCUGGCGGCAUCGGCCCUGGGGUGGCAGGAGUUCCUGGAGUGGGGACCCCAGCUGCGGCCAAGUCUGCUGCGAAGGCAGCUGCCAAGGCUCAGUACCGGGCCGCUGCCGGGCUUGGUGCUGGCGUGCCUGGGCUUGGAGUUGGUGCUGGCGUGCCUGGGCUUGGAGUUGGUGCUGGCGUGCCUGGGCUUGGAGUUGGUGCUGGUGUGCCUGGCUUCGGGGCAGGUGCAGUGCCUGGGUCCCUGGCUGCAGCUAAGGCAGCGAAAUACGGAGCGGGAGGCGUGCCUGGAGCUCUCGGCGUGCCCGGGGGUCUCGGCGUGCCCGGGGGUCUCGGCGUGCCUGGGGGGCUGGGUGGAGCAGGUGUCCCAGGUGCAGUAGAUGCUGGACCUGCUGCAGCCGCUGCCGCAGCCAAAGCGGCAGCCAAAGCUUCCCAGUUUGGCCUAGGGGGACCUGGAGGGCUCGGAGCUGGGCUCGGGGCUGGUGGAGCCAUCCCAGGAGCCGGGGCCUUUGGAGGUGUGUCUCCAGCUGCAGCUGCUAAGGCAGCCAAAUACGGUGCUGCUGGCCUUGGAGGCGUCCUUGGAGGCACCAGGCCAUUCCCAGGAGGAGUCGCAGCGCGCCCUGGCUUCGGACUGUCUCCCAUUUACCCAGGUGGCGGUGCUGGGGGCCUGGGAGUCGGUGGCAAACCCCCCAAGCCUUACGGAGGGGCUCUGGGAGCACUUGGAUAUCAAGGUGGGGCUUGCCUGGGGAAAUCUUGUGGCCGGAAGAGGAAGUGAGCCUCCCGGGACCCCUGACUUGCGACCUCAUCAACGUUGGUGCUACUGCUUGGUGGAGAAUGUAAACCCUUUGUGACCCCUUCCCCAAACCCCCUCCUCAUCCCCAACCCCGGGAGGGGCCGGGCAGGGCCGGCUGGGCGGCCUUGGGAACCCACAGGGCAUGGGAACGGAGCGCAGAAGCCCUGGGGCUCCUCUGAAGAUGGUGCCGACACUCCCUGGGCAGCCCCGCCCCCCCCCUGCCCACCAGGGUCCACCCUGGCUGUGGUCCAGUUGGUUCCCACUCACCUUAAGCCUCAAAGCUGGAUUCGGCCAUGCCAUCCCCGUCUCCCCCCUCCCCCCACCCCCCACCCCCCACUCCCCACCACACCACCAAUGGCUGAUCCCACGUCCGGGUCGCCUUUGGGUUAGAAGAGCUGGGGAAUAGCUCCCUUGCUCUCGUGGAACCAUCCAUCCGUCCAUCCAUCCGUCCAUCGGUCUGUCCAUCCGUCCUUGUCCCCAGUUGGGUGCCCAUUGCCACUAGCUGGCUGGGCACACCCACCCCCAACCUGGCUACCCCAUCAAGGCAGCCCAGGGUGCGCGGGGCGGUGCACCUGGGGCGGCUGGAGUCUCCCCCGACCUGGGUCUCCCACACGCAGUACUGUAUGCCCGGUCCCUCGCUCGAGCCACUGUACUCCCAGCAUGCCCUGCCCCAGCCCCACCCGUCUCUUUGUGUCUCGCUGUGAUAGAACAAUAAAUAUUUUAUUUUUUGUCCUGGA
Messenger RNA from Oryctolagus cuniculus (rabbit), 3112 nucleotides. The record is from RefSeq and is a predicted model, not a curated record. Lineage: Eukaryota; Metazoa; Chordata; Mammalia; Lagomorpha; Leporidae.